AUGCCUGGCCUUGCGCGGAAAAUCCUUAUUUCCGCCGCUGUUGAUGGGAUCAUUCUACAACCACUGGCGCAGAAGGGACAGCGCCCAGUACCUGCUACGAAGAUUGCAUACAAUAAUCACCACAUCGGGCCAGUGUUGAAAGAUGGAAGCGAGGGCGAGGGCGAGAGCGAGAGUGAGGGCGGUGGAAAGAACUUCGAGGCUUUUGGGAUCGUAGGUUUGUUGACAGUUUCUAAGUCCUCCUUUUUGGUAUCGAUUACGAGACGCCAGCAAGUGGCCCUGAUACAAGGCAAACCGAUCUUUUGCAUAACUGAAGUUGCCAUAACUCCACUAGCAUCGAGAGCGGAAGCCGCCGCAUCCAUCACCCAUACCCAGACAUCAUUACGAGGAAAAUUGGUCGAUAACCACAACACGGAUGACAGCGAUUCAGAGGCUGAAGAGGGAGAGAUAUCUGCUGCGGUUGGCGACGAUGUAGAUGACGAGGAUUUACAUCCAGCAGUCGUAGAUUCAAACCCCGCGGAACAUAAGAGGACGAGCAGUAUAGCGGAGGAUGUCAUCUCACGGAAGGGCGGCUAUGGCCGAUUUGCAAAGAAGUGGUUCUCGAAAAAGGGAUGGACAGCAGACCAACGACGGAACCUUGGAAUGACUGCGGCAACUCCAGAUGUUGACGACCCCUCGACUUCUCCAGUGCCAGUCAAUACAAGCCCUAUUGUCGAGAACAUCAUGAGCUCGAACCCAAGAGACCCGAAGCCUAAAGAUUCUGCUGCAAGCUUACUCCCAAAACUAUUACGGACAACUCAAAUCCUUUUCGGCUCAUCUCGGAGUUUUUAUUACUCAUACGACUAUGAUAUUACGAGGAGUUUCCUGAAUCGUCGAGCGACAAACUCUGAAAUCCCACUUCAUACUCAAGUCGACCCUCUAUAUUUUUGGAACAAGAACAUCAUGCAGCCUUUCAUUAAUGCAGGGCAAAGUUCAUUUGUCCUACCACUGAUGCAAGGAUUCGUCGGUCAACAGGAAUUCGAGAUGGAUACUGACCCUCCCAAACCAGUUCUCGGCCUUGAUGGAGCUGAAAAGUCUUCAAUGGAGAUGGUGAAUUUAUCCACAAUUCACGGGCUCCAUGAUACCGUGCAAGUUCCGGAUACCGAUGGAUGCUUAGAUAAGCCUAAAGACCCCCAGACCAAUCAUAGUAGCUCUAUGAAGUCUUAUCUGAUAACUCUGAUCUCUCGAAGAUCAGUGCAAAGAGCGGGUCUGAGAUACCUACGACGAGGGGUUGAUGAUGAAGGCCAUACAGCCAACGGAGUGGAAACCGAACAAAUCCUCUCUGAUCCUAAAUGGAACCCUUCCAGCAAGAUACACUCAUUUGUACAAAUUCGUGGCAGCAUUCCAGUCUUCUUCUCACAGUCGCCAUACUCAUUUAAACCCAUCCCUCAGAUACAGCAUUCCACCGAGACAAACUACCAAGCUUUUGUCAAACAUUUUAACAACAUUUCAGAUAGGUAUGGCUCAGUCCAGGUGGCUUCGUUGGUAGAAAAACAUGGACCUGAAGCCAUCGUCGGUGAACAAUACGAGAAGUUAGUUGCUCGUUUGAAUGAGUCGGGCGGAAUCAAGGGAUCGCCGUUAGCAUUUGAGUGGUUCGAUUUCCAUUCAGCCUGUCGAGGAAUGAAGUUUGAAAAUGUCAGCUUGCUUAUGGAUGCGCUUGCGAAGAAAUUAGACGCUUUUGGCUACACGGUUGAAUUGGAUGGCGCUCAGUUAUCGACACAAUGUGGAGUGCUAAGAACCAACUGCAUGGAUUGCCUUGACCGAACGAACGUAGUACAAAACUCGUUCGGGAAGAGAGCGCUGGAAUUGCAGCUCAAGACCGAGGGCAUUGAGCUUGGCCUCCAGCAAGACCAAACAACGCAGUGGUUCAAUACACUAUGGGCAGAUAAUGGCGAUGCUAUCUCAAAACAAUACGCAUCAACCGCUGCGCUCAAAGGCGACUUCACUCGGACAAGGAAAAGAGAUUAUAAGGGUGCCUUGACAGACAUGGGACUAUCCAUCUCUAGGUUCUAUAGCGGAAUCGUCAAUGAUUACUUUAGCCAAGCAGCAAUUGACUUUUUACUUGGCAAUGUCACAUCAGUUGUCUUUGAAGACUUUGAAACAUCUAUGAUGAGCCGUGACCCCGCGGUUUCUAUGCAUAAGAUGCGCCAACAAGCCAUUGAGGUAUGCCGGAAACUCGUUGUUGCAGACGAGCAUGAAGAGUUUAUAGGCGGCUGGACGCUUCUCACGCCGCAAGUCCCAAACACAAUCAAAUCGAUGCCAUUCGAAGAGUCCGUCUUACUGUUGACAGACUCGGGAUUAUACUCGUGUAGAUUUGAUUGGAACCUAGAGAAAGUGUCAUCCUUUGAGCGAGUGUCAUUGGAACAUGUUAUUGGCCUAAAGUAUGGGACGUUCAUCAUAUCUACGCUGUCUGCUUCGCAGGCCGACGAGCAGAGGAACGUCGGAUUUGUUGUCACGUACAAAGCUGGAGCGAAUGAUAUCACUAGAGUGAACACGCGGUCGAUGUCCAGCGUAUCACGCACAGAUACCGAUUUGCCUAAAGGAACUGCCACCCCACUGCCAACAUCAGGAUUGGCAGGUAUUUUAGGGAACUCUGGUCCAACGAUAACAACAAACCGGCUCUUGGCUUUGAAAGCUUUGCCAUCUCGAGAUGCGGUUGCGGAAGGGACUGAAAGCAGACUGACCGAGAUCGAGCAAGUGAAGGCGAUUUGCUCGGAGAUAGAGCGCAUGGUACUUCACGGCCAAGUGCUGGAAGUCGGCACGGAGAGAAAGAGCCUUGUCGAGAGUGGUGAUAUAAUCAGCUUAGCCGAAGCGCGAAAAAGUACUGGCUUGCUGGAGCAACUGGGCCACAGUUUUAAGAAAUUAAUAUGGGCAUAG
This is a messenger RNA of Lachnellula hyalina, 2913 nucleotides long. It is a transcript of the gene INPP5F, whose product is annotated as Phosphatidylinositide phosphatase SAC2. Gene Ontology annotation, biological process: phosphatidylinositol dephosphorylation. The transcript has 4 exons. Bases 1 to 2913 code for a protein of 970 amino acids. The record is from RefSeq and is a predicted model, not a curated record. Lineage: Eukaryota; Fungi; Ascomycota; Leotiomycetes; Helotiales; Lachnaceae. Gene Ontology annotation, molecular function: phosphatidylinositol-4-phosphate phosphatase activity. Gene Ontology annotation, cellular component: endoplasmic reticulum.